This is a messenger RNA of Fusarium redolens, 360 nucleotides long. RefSeq lists its product as uncharacterized. The record is from RefSeq and is a predicted model, not a curated record. Lineage: Eukaryota; Fungi; Ascomycota; Sordariomycetes; Hypocreales; Nectriaceae. The annotation marks the transcript as partial. The transcript has a single exon.
CUUACCCUGGAAGUCUGUGAGACUAGUUGCGAGGCCAGCUUUACAGUAAAACCCCUCUUAGCAGUAGAUUUAUUAGGGCUUCUCUAUAGCGAUAAUUCCGUCGAUUUUACUCUCACACAACCGCCGGAAGAUGCUGCUGAAGAUGAAGAUAUCGAUGUAUCUGAUAAAGAGGAUCUCGCGAUGCCCUCAUUGCCGCCCUGCCUACCUGACGACCAGUCGCCCUUUCUAUCAGCACCGUUAACGCCAUGCCCGCUUCAACACCACGCCCAAUUUCGCGAUGCCCUUAUAAAUCUCAUUAAAGAAGAAAGAGCUGCUACAGAAGCCAGUCACAGAAUUCAGAAAGAACAGGAAACUCCCUAA